Ostreobium quekettii is the source of this 1653-nucleotide messenger RNA. Lineage: Eukaryota; Viridiplantae; Chlorophyta; Ulvophyceae; Bryopsidales; Ostreobiaceae. The record is from the annotation of a GenBank genome assembly.
AUGCUACGGGGACGGCGCGGGGAUGGGCGCGCGGCAAAGGGCGCCCCUGGGCCCGUUGUCCCACCUCGGCCAUCUCCGAUCCGCGGCCUCGCAUCCACAAAGGGACUGAGGGGGUUUCAAGCGGUCCGCCGACGCGGCCGCGCCCUAUCUGCACCACCGGGGCCAUGUUUGCCGGGGAUUCGGUGCCAUUCAGCUAGAAAAGCAACCAGCAAGACAGCGGGUGAAGCGGUAGCACCGGCUGCAUCAAAGGGCACCUAUGUUGAGGCUUCAGAAGAAGUGUCGCUAAGGAAGGCCGUGGUGGAAGAAGGCACUGCAGCCACCCAGCUUGGAGUGCAGGAGGUUGGCAGCAGCAAUGGAGCAGGCAUAGGAAUGCAGGAAGAAGGCCUCCUUUCAUUUGACUUUUCUAGAUGGCCCAGGAGGUGGACCAUCGUGGGAUUGUGUUGUGCGGCCUUCAUGCUGUGCAACAUGGACAGGGUGAACAUGAGCAUAUCCAUUCUGCCCAUGUCAGACGAGUUUCAAUGGAACAGCCAAGUCAAGGGACUGGUGCAGUCAUCAUUCUUUUGGGGUUAUUUAUUGACACAAAUCGUAGGAGGGAUAUGGGCUGAUCGGUUUGGCGGCAAGAAGGUCCUGGCAUUCGGCGUAGUGUGGUGGUCCAUGGCGACAGCUUUAACACCCCUGGCUGCAAGUGCUGGACUGCCAUAUUUGCUGGCGGCCAGGGCCUGCAUGGGUGUGGGUGAAGGUGUAGCCAUGCCAGCCAUGAAUAAUCUUCUGUCAAGAUGGAUCCCUCAACAGGAGCGGUCGCGCUCGCUGGCAUUGGUGUACAGUGGAAUGUUCUUUGGUUCCAUCGCAGGGUUGUCCAUAUCCCCCCACAUGAUCCAGUUGCUGGAGUGGCCAUCCGUUUUUUAUACCUUUGGCUCUAUGGGGCUCGUUUGGUACUUGGUUUGGCAAAGAUUCGCUGGCAGUAAUCCAAAGGAGGACAUUUUAAUAUCAGAGAAAGAAAGAAAGUUCAUCAUGGAGAACAACACCAACCAGGACUCUGUGGACAGAAUUCCCUGGGCCUUGCUGCUGUCGAAGAAGGAGGUGUGGGCCAUAAUCGUGUGCCAUUUCUGCCACAACUGGGGCACGUUCAUCUUGUUGACAUGGACGCCCACGUACUACAACCAGGUGCUGGGCAUGGAUCUCAUGAGCUCUGGCCUGUUCUCCGUCCUCCCAUGGAUCACCAUGGCCGUCUGCUCCAACUUUGGUGGCUGGAUCGCCGACAGCAUGGUGCAACGGGGCAUGAGCGUGACAGCCGUGAGGAAGGUCAUGCAAUCGAUUGGCUUCCUCGGCCCCGCAUUUUUCCUCACGCAGCUUGGAAGGGUCAACACAGUCCCCGAGGCGGUGGCCUGCAUGAUGUGCUCUCAAGGCCUGGACGCAUUCAGCCAAUCGGGGCUGUACUCCAACCACCAAGACAUCGGGCCAAAGUAUGCCGGCGUGCUGCUGGGGAUGUCCAACACCGCUGGGGUGCUGGCUGGCGUCAUGGGCACCUACGCCACCGGCCACAUCCUGCAAAGCGGCACAUGGGAUGACGUGUGGGGUGUCGCGGUCGCGCUGUACUUAACGGGGACGGUCAUCUGGAAUUUGUUUUCUACAGGAGAGCGUGUGUUCGAAUGA